UUUUAGAAUUUCUCCUGUGUCUAUAUCGUACAGCGGGAAUCGUGUUUGAAGAAACAGUGGUGUUCUAGUUGUAUAUACAGAGAUAUAUAACUAUUCUCUGAUACACAUGUAGUGUGCCGAUCGCGGCAAAGCCAAUGCUCUGAAUGCUUUGAAAACUGAAAGACUCACGAGGCGUCUGCUGAGAACUGGUAGGCCGGGCUUAACACACAGAAAAAUGCGCCUAAACAAAUUGCAUUAUUCAUGCUGCAAUUGUGAACAGUUGCAGUGAUUAUGGAAUUGAACCGGUGAAAGUUUUUUUUUCUAUUUGUGUGCUGAGUUCUUGUUGCAUGUGCCUGCACCGAAAGACCUAGUGGGUUGGAAUUUAAGCUUGGUUCGUUCUUACUACAUUCAAUUAUAUCCUUGUCGGUAUUUCAUUAAAAGGGGACAACAAUAGAUCUAUAUGAUCGUAUAAAUUCUCUCUCUACCCGAUCCAUUUCAUUAAGGAGCAUAGCUAGUGACCGGUCGGCUUCAUAAACAUAGAAUAGAUAGAAGGUAGAACGGACGACUGGAGAGAUAGAAGAAUUUUAUUAAAGACAUUAUAAGAGAAAUCUUUCAGUAAGAUAUUCGUGGACAUUAAUAUAACAGAAUCAUGUCUUUGGAUAAUUUUAUUGGACAAUGGGAGGAGGAAAAAAAGGAUGGAUUUGAAGACUUUGCUAAAGUAAUAGGCUUACCGAAUGAUAAAACCCAAUGGUAUUCUCAAGCCCAGACAGAGAUCGCCUAUUCCAGGGAAGGAGAUGAGUGGAUUAUUAAAGUUGGAGUUAAAGGCAUUCCUAACGGUCGGGUCUUUCGUUUUAAAUUAGGCGAGCCAUACGAUUCAGCUGAUAUUGAUGGAUCUCCCAUGAAAAGUCUUAUACAGGCGUGUGGAAAUCAGUUUAAAGAGAAGCACGCUGCAUCUAGUUUACAAGGUGAAGAAAUGGAGAUCGUUCGCUGGAUUGAAAAUGAUAAAAUGAUAGUCGAAACGACCUGCAAGGGCGCGACGAUGAAAUCGCUGUACAACCGAGUUAACUGAAAUCAGUCGUCAUCAAAUUACUGCUCAAACUAUAAAAAUCAAUAUGGCGUCGUGCAUAAUAUGCGAUCUGUUAUUGUCUUCGUUAUAAUAUAAUAAACACAUAAUAAAUAAUUAUAUUGAUGUGGCGAACGCAAAUCCAGAGCUUAUCAAAUAUAUCUCCUGAUUUUAAUUGGAUUAUAUGUAUUAAUUAAUUAAUAAUUAACGUAUGAAAGGGCCGUUUCUUGCUGGUGUGUUAGAUAGUAUAUGUAGUAAACGUGGUGCGCAUGCUCGGGAUGGGCGAGUUGGUUUGGAAAGCCCUCUGUCCUCUAGUGCCAUGUUAAUCGUGAAAUAAGCUUGUUCUAGGCUAGUCUUUCAAUGACAUGCAGAGGAUGGGGGACAUUUCUAACCAAACGAAAAAAAUCUCCCCCUUUGUCAAAAAUGACUUGAAAAUAUUGAAAUACUGCUGGCCGUUGUCUUUCUAUAGAUUAUCAAGUCCGUUUUGAUCGACAUGGCAGCGCUUAAAGAGUCAGAGGAGCCAUUUUAAAGGAUUGGUGUUGUACAUAUCUCUGUUUUCCUGAUUGUAUAACCGAGCAUGGUUAAGAGUCAAGAUCACCAAGUCUGUUUAACCAGGAGAGUCGUGGUAAUUAGAGAACAAUUUAGGCCAACCGGGAAAGGGGGGACAUUUUAGAUGACGUACUGAAUGCAUUUGAAAGGAAUGGGAAUGUAGCAAGGAAUGGAUUGGUUUUGUGUAGGCUAAAUGGUUUUAUUUUGUCUAUAUAUGUUGUUGUUGUUAUUGCUUUUGUUCGCAUAUCGUGGCAUAAAUCUAUUAUAAUUCUGCUUUUUAAAGAAACUUCUUGGUCUACAUGCUCAGUCUGUCCACCGAAUACAGUCCACAGUAAACCACUAUACUCUUUUAAUGACAAUAUACUUUAAAUCUUUAAAGGAAACAUAACUUUUCUAUGAAACUGAUAUUUAAAAAACUAAUAUUUCAGAAAAAUUGAACCAAUUUUUCAUCUUUGUCCAACUUUAUUAAUUACUUGAAAGAACAAAGGCUUAUUAGUUAACAGGAUCUUAGAUUACAUUAGCAUCAAACCCAGAUUUUAAAUCUAAAUGUUUGAUGAUUCCGCCGAGAUACUAUUAAGACUUUAAUAUAUGGAACUAUUUUCUGCUGUUCUGUUUUCACAGAGCACAUUUAGAAGAUAAUUAGCUCUUUUUAUCAUCCACCUACUUUCUGAAAAACUCUGAUUACGGACGUCAAACCGUGUAAAUGUCAGUAAUCAAAAAUAUGCUGAUGGCGUAAUUGAAUAGUAUUAGUUAUAAUAUCUAUAGUGUUCUAUUGUCUAAUCACUGGCUUCUCACUUGUCCAAAAUGAUCAUCAUCGUUUUCUUCUUGAUUCUGGUAUUAUUUUGUUUUUUGUAUUUUUUUUUUUUGGUCGACUUUAUAUGGCUAAUAAAUAUAUCUAUCAA
Messenger RNA from Patella vulgata (common limpet), 2493 nucleotides. Its product is annotated as fatty acid-binding protein, adipocyte. Gene Ontology annotation, cellular component: cytosol; nucleus. The coding region runs from base 629 to 1048 and encodes 139 amino acids. The record is from RefSeq and is a predicted model, not a curated record. Lineage: Eukaryota; Metazoa; Mollusca; Gastropoda; Patellidae. Gene Ontology annotation, molecular function: fatty acid binding. The transcript has 4 exons. Gene Ontology annotation, biological process: fatty acid transport.